GUACAGACUGAUCGAGCACCGAAGGCCGCCCCACGACAAAAACAACAGAUCAAGUCUUCGGAAACUGAGCAUUGUAGUGAAAGACAAGUGCCUGUCAGCAGAACAAUUUCUUCAGGCGAUAGUUCUGAUAAUAGACACUCAAAGAGGCAGGUCAUUGCAGAAGUACACAGUUCGCAAACACAGUUACUUCGGUCUAGCAGCGAAGAUGAUAUUUUGUCAGAGAGAAAAGAAAAAAAGAAGAAGAAGAAAUCAAAAUGGAAACAGAUAUCGGAAUCUGCACAGUUGAUUGGAGAGGGACAAGAAAAUACAGGUUUUCAGUUAGAUGAAAAUACUUCAGUCAAAAGUCCUUCUAGGUUAUCUAAUAGAAGCUAUACGUUAGAAACACCCACGUUUUUAGUUGAAGAUAUAAAAUUGUUAACGCGUAGAGCCCUCUUUCAAGACGGUUUUGAUUCUAAAGACAGUAAGAUUGAUGCAAGUCCUUCUCGAUUAUCAUGCAAAAGUUACACCGUGGAAACACCGACUUUUCCUGUUGAAUCGACCAGUAAGUACGAACCUGUUUUACCAAAAAUCAAAACUCCAUUACCACUUCCUAGGAGGAAAUCCCUUAAGUCUUCCUCUGGGGCAGAAGGAGAUGGUUUAGAAAAUACUCCCAAGAAAGAGGAGUACCGCAUUCCUAAAGUUAAAGUUGAAAGUGGGAGAGGUGACACAAUUGCACUGGUUCACCACUCCCCCUCCCAGAAGAAUGAAGAGAGCGAACAAGAUCUUUCAAGAAGUUCAGUAGCUGUCAAACAUUGGGAUUCUGCUUCCUUGUGUACAGAAGAAGAUAUACCACUUUCAGUAAGAAAGCAAAAGAAAAAGAAAAAGAGAAGAAAACGAUCAAAAUCAAGAGAUGAGAUAGAAUUGCAAGAAUUAAACUCUAGUGCAAUUAAUGAAAAGGAUGGGUAUAUUGAAGAAGGACUCGAUCAUGCUACCAGUGAAGACAAUUUUAAAGGAAGUGAUUUGCCAGAAAAAUCUUCAUCUUCUGCAGGUGAAGAGAUUGUGGUGGUCACUGUUCACGGGAUGGACUGUCCCUUAGUGGACCCACUGGUCCGCCAUCCAAUGGUCCGCCUCCAUGUCAUUGACACGAUGACGGGGGAGUACCGUCGUAAGUUAGAUCCUACCCGAGCGGUCUGCUACUAUGGAGAAAGUACUGGCUACAUCCCCCCCAUCAUGACCCACAUGUACGACUUCAAACAGCAUCGGAGUGUUACACCGCAGUGGGAGGAACGUCUGGUGCUGAAUGAACCAUUCCCUGUGCUGCUAGGCCCCUCCACUUUUCUGCUACUGGAGGUGUGUGACACUGUGCCCGCCACAGUAGCCUGCUCAGCAGCCCGCCACCACAAGCUGGGCGGGGCAGCGGGUUGGCACGUGGUGGCCUGGGCCUUCCUGCGGCCUAGUGGCGUUGCAGUUGACCGAGCCAGACUACAGCUUUACAAGCCCGCCAGACCGCCCAAACACAUCCGGCCACUUUCACCUGUUGUGUACGAGUGGUGGGGGACAGCUGAUAGACGCAAGUACCCAGGCUGCUUAUACGUGUCGGUGGGCUCGUCGAGCCCGCUACCUCCUCCCUCUCCUCGGCUGCGCUCCCAACUGCCUCUCCAGUCAGAACAAGGCUCUUUGGCCUCGGUACGUUCUGCAUCCGUGGCGGGCUCAGUUGACACAAACCUGACCUCUGGUGGUAGUCAGACUAAACAGGAUGAGAAGGUGCCAGAGGUAGUGUGGUCUCGCAUGGUAGCCCAGAGCUGCAAGUUGCCCAAUGCCAGGGCACACAGCCUCGCGGUAGAUGGCAGCAUGUGUGUGCGGUUCAGCCACAACGGGUUGUGGCUCGCCUGCGCACGCCAGGAGAUACAGAUCUACUCAGUGCCUCAGUUUGGUCACUCUGCUACUCUCUCAGGCCACCAGGGACUGGUGUACUCUCUGUGGUGGAGCAGUGACAACAAGAUACUUGUGUCUGCGUCCGCUGACUGUACAGUCUGUGUGUGGAGACCUGCUCACAGCAGCUCUGUUCUCUUGCAGAUGUUGGGACACCCGUCGUUCGUGUACUGCGCUGUGUUGGUGCCGACGCGCAGCAGCUGCUCGCUGGUCUCAGGAUGCCACGAUGGCGCAGUACGUCUGUGGAGAGGGGAGACACACUCGGACUACCAGUUGGCCCAAGAGUUGACCGGGCACGUCGGCUAUGUCACGGCUAUCUGCGUCACUGUCGACGGCUCCCGGAUAGUGUCAGCUGACAGUAACGGCUCACUCAGGAUAUAUGAUGUGGAUGACGAUGGCAGUCUGACAGGGGGCAGGGAGCUGAGAGUGAGGGAAGUGCGAGGAACAAUCGUCAACAGCGUAGUGGCGCACCCUGGCGGUCACAGGCUGUUGGUACACCUGCGGGACUCCACAGUUCGCAGUGUCGACAUAGCCACCGGUGCAGUCAUUCAGACUUUCAAGGGCUGUACCAACGACCGCAUGCAGACUGGAAUGUGUGUGAGUGCGUGCGGAGGUCUGGUGUUCGCGUGCGGGGAGGAUGGGACUUUGAUGGCGUGGGAUGGACUUACCGGUGCGCUGCGUGCCGUCUACUGCGGGUUACUGCCACCAGGCUGCGCUACUGUGCACUACCACCCUCAUGAGCACAUGCUUGCAGUCGCCUCUCUCUCUCAGCCGCCAGUUCACAUCCUCACUUUCGACAAGAAUGCAUCAGGAGAGGACAUCGGCUUGAGGAUCGUGAAGAAUGGAAUAACUGCUGUUGACGUUAUUGAGAAAAUGAAAGAUCUGCACAAUUCAAACAAAUGGCAGAGGGCGGCUUCCAAAAUUACAGCCAGCUCAUUGCAAGCUUCAAUGCUUCAAGACAAGAACAUUUUUAGAAAAGAAAAGAGUAAAGCCGGUGAGAAAAGAACAAACUGGACGACCUCAGAGUACAAACUGGCCCAGUCUUCCUCAAUUGGGACACUAUGCCGAAUAUUCCCCAGGCGCUAAAGAUCUUCGCUUGCUGGAGAUUCUCGAGAAGAUGGAUAGCAUUAUCCUUGCCGCCAAACGUUCUAGUCAAUCUUAGCAGACAUGAAUUGUCUUUCGUUAAUUGAGAAUUAGUGUUCAGAAUCAUAAAUCUGUUACAGGUGAUGUUGCUUUGAAGUGACAAAUAUAAUGAACAUAAUUUGUGAAACAAAAAAGCACAUUGUAUGACAAUUAGUUAUUUUUGGAAUCUGCAUUUCAACCUAAACUAGUAAUCGACUUUUGAAUUCAAUUUAAAUGUAAAGUAUUAGCAUGCUUUCAGUAAGAGAUCAGAAUUAAACUGUAAUACACUUUGAGCUAAUGAAAAUGAUUGAAGAGUUGUUAAUCCAUAAAAUUACAAGCUUUCAAGGACAUGUGAAACUAUAUUCUGUAAACAACUCUAUCACUAUGGAAACUAUUAGCCUAGUGCAUCAGCAUAAAUAGCAAAUAUGAGUUGCUGUUUCUUAAAACUAUACUUAAUUUAAAACAGCAUCAAAAUAAGUCAUGAAAUCCAUUUUUGUGCAUGUAAAUCAAAUGAGUCGAGCAGAAAGCGUCCGUUCAUAUAGUAUCUUUAUUUACUUAAUAUUUGCAAUCUAAAGAACUUUUUUAAUAUUCAAGAAGAAUUAAAGAACUGUCCGAGAGCUGGAUACUUGUUGCAACCAUUCCUUUACACAUUGCUAUUUAGUUCAAAUCAGAAUUUAGUUCUGAUCGCAGUAAAAUUUCUGUGCAAAAUAGAACAGUUGAUUCUUGUAUUAUUAUUCCAUUAGACUAUAAGGAACUGAUGAAAAUGUAAUAAGCAACAAUUUAUUGUAGACCGUUGAUGGUGUUCAUUGUAUUUUCAUUUCUUUAAGUAUUACGACAAUAAUAAAGACGAAGUCUCUGAUUCUGCUUCCCCCCUUGGAGUAUUUGUGAGGUGACUUCAACUAUUGUAGUUUUUAAUUUUAAAAUCAUAUCUAGUCAUACCUAGUCAACAGAAUCCGUCCAUGUGAAUUAUAUAUUUAUUUUAAUAAAUAUUUUUUUUAUA
This is a messenger RNA of Homalodisca vitripennis (glassy-winged sharpshooter), 4033 nucleotides long. RefSeq names its product jouberin-like. Gene Ontology annotation, cellular component: ciliary basal body. The record is from RefSeq and is a predicted model, not a curated record. Gene Ontology annotation, molecular function: protein binding. Gene Ontology annotation, biological process: motile cilium assembly. The transcript has 12 exons. The annotation marks the transcript as partial. NCBI's taxonomy places the organism in Eukaryota, Metazoa, Arthropoda, Insecta, Hemiptera, Cicadellidae.